AUGAGCGAACUGGAAAGUAGCAUUAAGCAAGCUAAAGAAGCUCUGGCUGAAAAUAAUGCUAAAAAAGCACUCAAAAUAUUGAAACCGUUUAAAAGUUCAUUAAGAAAAACAAAUGCAGACAAUGUGAUACUAAAUGAAGUAUUUGCAGAUGCCUACCUAGACAAUGGCCAAGUAGAAAAAGCCUAUCCCUUUUUAGAGCGAGCAUGCGAAUUAGAUCCAGAGGGACAAGUUGGUGGACCAAAUAAAUUCUUCACCAUGGGCCAAAUUAUAGGUGGUCAAGAUGGUGUGUCAAUAAUAACUCGCGGAAUAAUGAACAUCUCCAGUACUGCUGGUGAUAAUUUAACGAACGACCAAGUCGAAAAAAUUGUCGGUGGGCUGCUUUCCAUGAUUGAAAUUUGGAUGACAGAUUUAUGUAUGGAACCAAAUGCAGAAGAACAGUGUGAGGAGUUGAUACAGAGGGCUAUGGAGCUCACAGAAGGGAAGUCUCCCGAAUCGUGGUCUACUUUGGGCUCAAUUCGAAUCUCUCAACAAAAAUUUGGUGAAGCCUAUGAAGCAUUUUCCCAAGCUUGGAAUUUCUUUGAUUUGAAGAAGCAAGAAAUUGGUAACGAUAUAACUGAUAACAAUGACGUAACUCAGAUGACUGGUUUGCAGUCAGAAUAUGUGGAUCUCUUACAGCCCCUUUUAUCUUUAGUGAAGAUGUGCCUUGAAGUAGGUGCAUAUGAGGUCGCUCUAAAAGUUGUUGCUGCAGUAAGAGAUAUCGACGAAGAUAACAUAGAAGGACACUAUUUAGAGGGGUUCACUUACUAUCUGAUGAGUAAAUUCGAAACUUUCAAAUUGAACAAUCCUGAAGUAAAGCUGCAUCCGGAAAAUAUAUACGAGUUUAACCAGGUCAUCCAGGAAGUUCCACUAGAUUUGUCACAUGAACUAAUUACUCAAUUUAUCUAUGAUUCCCGUUUAGCACUAAGUUUUGCAUUACAAAUGUGUACAAACGUUGAUAGCAAGGACGAAGUUGUACAAGAAUUAUUGGGUGGUGCAAAUGCUUUACUCCAAGAAAUUGGAGGUCCGGUGGAUGCAAAAGAAAUAUUGCGAGCCAAGAAAGGAGAAACAGUAAACGAGAACGAAGAUUUUGAGGAGUUGGAUUUAGAGGAAGAGUUUUCUGACUAG
Molecule: messenger RNA, 1164 nt
Organism: Saccharomyces kudriavzevii IFO 1802
Lineage: Eukaryota; Fungi; Ascomycota; Saccharomycetes; Saccharomycetales; Saccharomycetaceae
Gene: ACL4
Product: Acl4p
Exons: 1
Coding region: 1-1164 (387 amino acids)
Cellular component (GO): mitochondrial outer membrane
Molecular function (GO): protein binding
Source: RefSeq, a predicted model, not a curated record